AUGGAUUCUCCCCGGACGGACGUACACAUUCCUGAUGUCGACAUUUGGACUUUACUGUUCGAACGAGAUGAUCUACAGACUACCUGUGGCAGAGCCUCGUUGACUGACGCUGCCACCGGUCAAUGCUAUACAUACGAGGUCAUUCGCGAGCGUGCCCUGGCAUUUGGUCAACUCCUCCAGCAGAAAUGGAACUGGCAAAAGGGCGAUGUUCUGGUCACACACACGGGAAACUCCAUUGACCUCCCUCCGAUUAUAUGGGGAACACUCGCUAUCGGGGGCGUCGUCUGUCCAACGAAUCCGCAAUACAAUGUCUCGGAACUAUCAUUUGUUCUAGGCGAUACACGGGCUCGGGCGGUCGUUACCGAUAACGGUCGUGAAGACGUAGCUCGUGAGGCAGUGAAGCGUGCCGGAGCAGCCUCCGAUGCAGUCAUUUCCCUCGCCUAUAUCAGAGACGAAUUGUCCUCUAGCCAGUUCAAGAACGUUUUUCGGCCAGCCAUUACGUGUCCGGAGAGUAGUCUCGCUUUCCUGGUGUACUCUUCGGGCACAACCGGUCGUCCAAAAGGCGUGAUGCUGUCUCAUCGGAACAUGGUUGCCAAUGUCAUGCAGUCCUCGUUGGUCGCUCGCGAUCUGUUGGGGGCGGAAGGCCGUAUACUGGCCAUGCUCCCGUUCUUUCAUAUUUAUGGAAUUACCUGCCUCUUGAGCCUGCCGCUGUAUCUCGGCAUCCCGAUUUUUGUUAUGCCACGGUUCCAACUGAAGGAGUUUUGCACCGCGGUGGAGAAGCACCGUAUCACCUGUGCGUUUGUGGUCCCCCCUGUAAUCCGACAGCUAGUGUUGAAUAUCGACGAAGUCCGUCAAAACAAUCUUCAGUCACUGCGGGUAAUGGUAUCAGGUGCUGCUCCACUAGAUGUCGGGUUGAUUCAUACAUUGCAGAAUGAGUUAAACGUCCCCAUUUCUCAAGGGUUCGGAAUGAGCGAAUGUGCUCCAUGCACUCACUGGCAGGAAUGCCAGCAUUACCCUGGGUCCGUCGGCCGGCUGCUCCCCAACAUGACGGCCCGGCUUGUAGCGGUUGAUAGAGGGAACGAUUCGCAGACGGGAGAGCUCUGGGUCAAGGGUCCUAAUGUCUUCUUGGGGUAUCUGAAUAACGGUCCGACCAACAACGAGGUGUUCUCCGAGGAUGGCUACUACAAGACAGGUGAUGUAGGAUACCAGGACGUUGAUGGGAACUUCUACAUCACAGACCGCAUAAAGGAGAUGAUCAAGUACAAUGGGUUCCAGAUUGCGCCUGGGGAGUUGGAAUCUCUUUUAUGUCGUCACCCAGCAGUCGCUGAUGCUGCAGUGGCUGGGAUUGAGCACGACGGCACAGAGCUGCCGAGAGCAUACGUGGUCUUGCGUUAUGGAUGCGACUUAACCCCAGAUCAAAACACGGCGAAUGCUCUCAUGGAAUUCGUGAACGGCCUAGUUAUCAGCUAUAAACGGCUGAGGGGUGGUGUCAGUUUUGUUGCCGAGAUUCCCCGCAGUCCGGCAGGGAAGACGCUGAGACGAGUGCUGAAGGAGUUAUAUUCGCCAGUGUUUCACGAUACCUGCCACAAGCGGAUAUCAACAUAA
Messenger RNA from Aspergillus tanneri, 1605 nucleotides. RefSeq names its product acyl--CoA ligase. The record is from RefSeq and is a predicted model, not a curated record. Gene Ontology annotation, biological process: secondary metabolic process. The transcript is spliced from 4 exons. Lineage: Eukaryota; Fungi; Ascomycota; Eurotiomycetes; Eurotiales; Aspergillaceae. Gene Ontology annotation, molecular function: CoA-ligase activity. Bases 1 to 1605 code for a protein of 534 amino acids.